Molecule: messenger RNA, 543 nt
Organism: Meriones unguiculatus (Mongolian gerbil)
Lineage: Eukaryota; Metazoa; Chordata; Mammalia; Rodentia; Muridae
Gene: Ndufa5
Product: NADH:ubiquinone oxidoreductase subunit A5
Exons: 5
Coding region: 132-482 (116 amino acids)
Biological process (GO): respiratory electron transport chain
Source: RefSeq, a predicted model, not a curated record
AGGCCCCUCCCUGCCGGAGAGGUUGGGGCCGAAUCGUUUCCUAGGUGACAGGGCCGCAGCAUCGACGCUCGACUGAGCGCGUCUGGCAAAGGCUCCCAGAGGGCCGCGCGCUGCGGGCUGCGGGCGCUGUCAUGGCGGGUUUGCUGAAGAAGACCACUGGCCUGGUGGGAUUGGCUGUGUGCGACACUCCGCACGAGAGGCUGACAAUAUUGUACACGAAGAUUCUCGAUCUUAUGAAGCUCUUCCCUAAGCAGGCAGCCUAUAGGAAGUACACAGAGCAGAUCACCAAUGAGAAGCUGGAGAUGGUCAAAGCAGAACCAGAUGUUAAAAAGUUAGAAGACAUGCUUCAGGGUGGUGAAGUAGAAGAGGUGAUUCUUCAGGCUGAAAAGGAACUAAGUCUGGCAAGAAAAAUGUUGCAAUGGAAGCCAUGGGAGCCAUUGGUGGAAGAGCCUCCUGCCAACCAGUGGAAGUGGCCAAUGUGAUCACAGAGUCUGAUGAUUGAUGGGAAUUAAAUGUGCAAUUAAAUGUUCUGUUAUGCUAAAA